AUGGAAUAUGAACACUACAGAAUCUCUCGAUCAGGCCAUGUCUUCCAAGGAAUCCCCCCGGUGCAAAUGCUUUCCUUCUCGCUGUCUCAUCACUUGAUGACCCCUACCGUCGGACCCAAUGAUGUGAUGUACACAGGAGUGGACUUCCCAGUAGUCCAAGACUUGCAUGAUCAGCGAGACUUCUACUCCUUCGUGGACCUAUCUUCCGUGGAUAAUGAUGUUUGCGGGCAAGCUAGCUCUCCAGAUGAUGCUCUUUCUGUCGCGCACAGUUCUCAUACCGAUGACGGCCAUUACAUUGUAUCCCACGAGCCGUGGAAUGCUAUGAUGCCUGAUGGCCACUAUCCUGGAACUACCCUGGACCAACUCUCCUCAAGCCUUUUCCAGACCGUUCCGGUCUCGCCUCCUCUGACUGAGGCUAGCAACGACAUCUCUGUCACUUCUUCAUGCUCCCACCCUGGAUUCAACUCAUAUCUGGCCACUGAUGACACAUUCCUCGGAGACUUCACCAACUCGCCCAUGGGCAGCCACGGCAUUAACCCAGCGGAUCCUAUGUUCCCCAGUGCUCCUCUGAGUGACAAGGACCCUAACAGAACCAUUAGGCCUACCAAGCAGUCUCGCCGUGGAGCUCUGCCAGCUUCUUCCCAGCCCCAGGUCAAGGCCGAAUCGGAGUUCUUCCCCCUCUCCCUUCAAGAGAGCCACCUCGCCAGAAGUCCAAGGACAGUGCUGAGUCUCGUAACCCGCGAGAGCACCAGUUCUAUUCCAUGCCUACCCAGAGUGAUGGAAAAUACUACUGCCCAUUUGCCGUUGGAGACAAGGCCUGCAAUCACCAACCCACCACGCAAAAAUGCGCUUACCAGCAACAAAUAUCUGGAUUCUCAUCUGAAGCCCUACCGCUGCAAGGUCCCCACUUGCCUGGAAGCCCAAUUGCGUUUCUCCUCGAAUGCAUGCCUGUUCCGCCACGAGCGUGAAGCCCACGGACUCCAUGGCCACGGAGACAACCCUCACCUGUGCCUGUGGGAGGGAUGUGAUCGUUCCAUUCCCGGAUUCGGAUUCCCGCGUAGAUGGAACCUGUACGACCACAUGCGCCGCGUGCAUGACUACACCUCUUCUGAGCGCCACAGCUCACCCGAGUCCUCCCCCAUUGGAACUCCGGCUAAGAAGAAGGAGACCAGCCGCAAGAGAAAGGUCACCGGUCCUACUCCCGCGCCAACCAUGAAGCGCACCCGUUCCGUGCACUCUCAAACCGGCUCGGCCAAGGCUACCAGUGCCCAGCACGGUCAACGUCUGCAAAACGCAGAGCGCAACUACUACCAGUGCCGUGAGCGUCUUGUCGAGGAGCUUCGCAACAUCUCUCCACAGGAUACUUCAAUGCAUGAGAAGGUCAAUGCUAGUCUUCAGGAGCUGUUCACCCUUGGUCUGAACUACCGCCACAUCGAUGCCAGCCAGGCUGUUUCCCAGAUGCCCAAUGGAAUGCCCGCGUGA
Messenger RNA from Penicillium atrosanguineum, 1482 nucleotides. Its product is annotated as putative C2H2 finger domain protein. The coding region runs from base 1 to 1482 and encodes 493 amino acids. The transcript has 3 exons. The record is from RefSeq and is a predicted model, not a curated record. Lineage: Eukaryota; Fungi; Ascomycota; Eurotiomycetes; Eurotiales; Aspergillaceae.